This is a messenger RNA of Mytilus californianus (California mussel), 2938 nucleotides long. RefSeq lists its product as uncharacterized. The transcript is spliced from 6 exons. Gene Ontology annotation, biological process: positive regulation of DNA-templated transcription. The coding region runs from base 739 to 2916 and encodes 725 amino acids. Gene Ontology annotation, molecular function: ubiquitin-protein transferase activity. Lineage: Eukaryota; Metazoa; Mollusca; Bivalvia; Mytilida; Mytilidae. Gene Ontology annotation, cellular component: chromatin; nucleoplasm. The record is from RefSeq and is a predicted model, not a curated record.
AAAACACAUUUCAGACUAGGCCAAGAGAAGCUAUCAAUAUGGCAGAUAUUGAUGAGAAGAAAAAGGAAUACUACACUCGGCUAUUGACUUUUUUUACUUGGACCUGCCACAAAGGCACUUCAUCUUUACUUUGAAAUGAAAAUUUUGAAAUCCUUAGAACUUUUCAUGUUCUUGGACAAUCAUAGGCAUAUUUUGUUUCACGAGUUAUACCCGACUGUUCCAUGCUGUGAGUGCAAGAAUAAUCAUAUUGCAUCCCAAAAGAAACGAGGUCAUCUUAAUCGUACUCAGUUUAAUCUAUUAUUCGAAGUCAUCAACGGACAGGAAGUACAAGAACAUAAACAGAAUCGCGGAGAACGGAUAACACAUCACUGUGUAUGUAGUUUUGCAGCCAAGCAAUCAGUUACAGAGGACGAUAUGGAUAUCACUCUCUUGUUCACUUUGAUGAAGACAUGCUGCCCACCAGGAACAGUAUCCGGUAAUCCAAGAUGGAUUGAAGAAAUUAAAGAUACACGAAACUAUCUUGCUCAUUGUCCUAGCCCAGACAUUUCGGAGUUUGAAUUCGAGCAAAGAUUCGAUAACACUGAACAAUGUGUUUUGAAUAUAGCCAGUGUAGUGGGUCGUCAAGCCUUGAAAAUGAUAAAAGCUCAAAUAACUUUUUUCAAAACAAGUGAUUUAUCGAGCAUUCGACAGUUCGUUCAAAGCAGCAACACUACUAUUCAACAGAUUCUUUAAAAUUUCAUGAAGGAACAAACACAAAACUUCGAAACCAUAGCAGAAAAUACAGGCGCAAUGAAAAAUGAGAUUGUGGAUGAACUUAGAAGAUAUAGAGAAGACUAUCGUAUUCACAUGCGGAAUAUCAUAUUUGAGGUAAAAACUGUAGUGCAGAGUGACUUGGCAUCACCUACAAAUUCGACAUUCGAAGAAAGACAAUGUCUUCAAAAUGAUAAUAUAUGUUAUGUAGAAUGGAAAUUGGCAACACCAAGCAACUGGAACAUUGAUGACAUCAAAAAAACCUUAGAAAAUGUGGCAUCUUUGAUAGGACAAUGGUUCCGUAUAGUGUUUGUCUAUAAAGGAUCAUUGGUAAUUUAUACCUCAGUUCCAGUGCAUAAAGUGAAGGAUGACAAAGAUUUCCAACUUGCUGUACACUUAUUCUUGAAAGAUGUCGUUGAGAGGUGUGACCUUGACACAGUAACCAAAACAAUCAUCAUAUUAGAACUUGUCGUAUCAAAUGAAAUACUUUCACGGCAGAACAUAGAUAAACCAACCGUUUCAUGCGACUGUUGUAACAGUAAGAACAGUUCAACAAGAGCAAUCCAUCACUGCAUUGAGUGUCAAGAGAAUCUUUGUCACAAAUGCACCAGUGUCCUGACUGGAUCACUUUCAGAACAUAAUUUAACACAUCCAAAAGUAUCACGCAAAGAAACUUUCCAAACCACAUGUUUUAAACACCGCGACUGUGCUUUCGAUUUCUUUUGUGUUGAUCACGAUUGUUUAUGCUGUUGCUAUUGCACGGACCAAGAGCAUACAUCAUGUCAGAAAUCAAUUCCAUUAGAAGUGGCAGCAAAAGAUGUAAAACAUUCACCAAUGCUUGAGGACUUUUCUGAUGCUUUAUCCAACCUAAAAACCGCAUUUGGUAAAGCAAUUACAAGUCAGAAUGAAAAUAUCAACAAUAUUGAUGAUGAUGCUGCAAUUAUUGUAAAGCAGGUUAAACUGAACAAAGCUGAAAUCAUUACAAGAUUGGAUGAACUCCAAAACGAAAUUAAAGAGGAUAUAUACGCCAUAAGAAAGAAAGAAAAAGCUGAAUCCGAAUCCAAAAAGAGUAGAUUAAUACAGAUAGCGAGUCGAAUACAAAACAUGUCUGCUCAAUGGUACCAAACCUUCAAACAUGGUUCAGAGAAUGAAAUAUUUGUCCUGCUGAAUAUAUGUAAAUGGAAAUUUAUGGAACAUGAAGCCAGCCUACGAGAUGUCAUACCAACACUGAAGAAAAAACUAAUCACAUUCAUGCCACAAAAGGCCGUUCCAAAACCAGUUAGAUUGCUAGGAUCUAUCGAGCUACAAUCAUCUCAAUACAAUUUUAAUUAUAAGCCAACCAAUAUUCAACAAGUUCAAGUUCCAGUAACAGUUUAUAAAAUGCCAACGAAGUUUACCUUAGAUUAUAAGGUAGAAAUCAAACAAUUUGGCGGUGUGUCUGUCACCGGUUUAUGUGUUACAGAUGAUAACCGCCGUAUCCUACUCUGUAAUCACCAAAGUACCAAACUACUAGUAUACAGUGACAUUGGUGAUUACCUACAGGAUUGUGAGUUAUCUGGUGACCUCUGGGAUAUCGCUGUUAUACCAGAUGAAGACAAAGCUGUCGUUACCCUACCUAAGGAAAAUUCUGUACAAUUUAUUGACAUUAAAACGAUGACAGCUGGUUCAAAACAUUCUGUACCUGAUCAUUGUUACAGUGUUACUAUUGUCAAUCAGAAGAUUUCUGUUUGUGGUAUAUAUAGUAGAAACCUACAUAUCCUUGAUAAGCACGGGAACCAUAUAAUUACAGUGAAGAUACCAGGUACUGGUUAUAUACAUUAUCUACACCCAGGUCCUGAUGAUAGUGUAUACUAUACAGACUCUACUUAUAAUGGUGUAAGUUGUGUUACCCUGAAUGGAGAAGAAGUAUUCAGAUACACUUCACAACAUAUCAUAGAGCCUCGGAAUGUGAUAACCGACAAGAAAGGUAACCUGUACGUGGCUUGUAUAGGUUCAAAUGAUAUUCAACGACUCUCAUCAAACGGAGAGUUCAUUGACGUCAUCCUGGACGUAAAAAACGGUAUAAAUCAUCCGUGUGGAAUGACUUUUAGGAAUGAUUUUCGAAAGUUAUUUGUACUGAAUGAAUGCGAAAACCUAUAUUCUUUAUUAGUUUUUACAUGUUCAUAAAACAAUUCGAAAUAAAUUGUAU